AUGUAUCCCCAAUUGGAGACGGAUGCUGAGGCCCAGGAGAAGGCCACGGCUCAGGCCCUCUUAUCCUCCAGGCAGACCCAAACCGAGGCUGAGAAACCCGAACCAAUACCCAAAUGGAAACGUCGCCUGCAUCGUCAUAUGCCGGUGACCCAAUGGCUACCACUGUACUCCACCGAAUGGGGCAUCGAUGACUUUAUAGCGGGCAUUACCUUGGGCCUAACCAUCAUACCGGAGAGCAUGGCCUGUGCUCUGCUCGCCGGCCUGCCGGCACGCUAUGGCCUGUGUUCGGCCUUUAUUGGACCUUUGAUCUAUAUGGUGUUUGGCUCCAUCGAUAAGGUGAUCAUUGGACCCACUAGUCUGGUGGCAUUGGUCAGUGUACAAUUUACGGUGGGGCGACCCAUAGAGUUUGCUUUUCUUCUUACUUUUCUCAGCGGCAUUGUGCAGAUCAUUAUGGGUGCCCUUAGAUUAGGUUUUAUCUUUGAGUUCAUCUCAAUGCCCGUGAUCAAGGCCUUUUCCUCAGCCACUGCCAUUCUGGUGAUCGAAUCACAGCUGAAGGUAUUGCUGGGCAUCAAGUACUUAGUGGCGGGCCUCUUAAGCUCCGUCUCUACCCUAAGCUCCCGGAUCGACGAAUCGAAUAUGGCAGAUCUCAUUAUGGGCAUUUGUGCUAUAGUUUUUCUCCUAUUACUUGAGCUACUCGAACGCGUGGCUCGCAAUGAAAAUCAUGGAAAAGUCUUAAGGAUCUGCUGUCGCUAUUUGUCCACCUCUAGAAAUACUCUGAUCGUUCUUAUAGCGGGGAUUGUGUCCUACAUUUGGCUGCAACAAACGGGCCAUGUACCCUAUGCUCUUAGCCAGAAUGCAUUGGCCACUUUGCCGAAUUUUACAAUCCCCAGUCUGGUGGUGGAAACGCCCGAACGUAACUACAGUUUCUGGGAGAUCUUAAAGGAGCUCCAUAUGGGGAUUAUAGUCAUACCGAUUGUGGGCAUACUCACGAAUAUAUCAAUUGGAAAGUUGACUCCCAAAGGCCUGGUGGACACAAAUCAAGAGCUUCUCACCGUGGGACUGUGCAAUAUGUUUGGUUCCUGUGUGCAGGCCAUGCCUUCAUCGGGUGCCUUUACCCGCUAUGCCAUUAGCACAGCCUGUGGCCUGAAGACACCCAUGGCAAAUCUGUAUUUGGGUAUCAUUGUGCUGCUGGCCUUGAGCUAUCUCAGUCCGUACUUCAAUUUCAUACCGGAAGCCACACUGGCCGCCAUUCUGAUAUGCUCGAUAAUCACGCUGCUGGACUUUAAGCUCCCGCUGCGUUUGUGGCGCGACUCGAAGCGGGACUUUGCCACCUGGCUGCUGUGCUUCUGCGUGUGCGUGCUCUUUGGCGUGGAAGUGGGUCUGUUUGUUAGCAUUGUGGUCACGGCUUUGCAUCUGCUCUUCCUGUGGGCACGUCCCGAGAUUCGGGUAAAGAUUGAGGAGCUCGACGAGAUGCAGUACAUCCGCGUGACGCCUGGCAAUGGCAUCUACUUUCCGGCCAUCAAUUACCUGAGGGAACGUGUCCUCAAGGCCUGCACUCAGGCGGAUUUCCGUAUAACCGUGGUCAUCGAUGGACAUCGCAUUACGGGGCUCGAUUACACUGCCGCCCAGGGCAUAUCGAAGCUAUCGAGCGAUCUGUGCCGUCAGGCGGAUGCGGCCAGUUCCACGCUCCUGAUUCUGUAUAGGUUGCAGGAGCCACUCCAGCGUCUGAUCGAUCACACGGACAAUCUAGUGUUUUGCGAGUCCGAGGACAAGGUCAGGGAGUUCUUGACCCAGGAAUCGCUGCGUAAUGGUUAUAUCAAUCUCAAGGAGCACAUACGGGCCUCCAUAGAUCUGGGCUACAAAAUAGACAUCGAUUAGGCGUCUGUUCUCCUCUCUUUAGCUAGUCGCUUGUAUUAUUUAUUUAAGUUUAGUUUUGAGAUGGAGCUGGAGAAAUUGUCGUCCGGCAAAUGGAAAUAAAAAGUGAAGGAAAAGUGGAA
Molecule: messenger RNA, 1997 nt
Organism: Drosophila pseudoobscura
Lineage: Eukaryota; Metazoa; Arthropoda; Insecta; Diptera; Drosophilidae
Product: sodium-independent sulfate anion transporter
Exons: 5
Coding region: 1-1878 (625 amino acids)
Biological process (GO): transmembrane transport
Cellular component (GO): plasma membrane
Molecular function (GO): sulfate transmembrane transporter activity
Source: RefSeq, a predicted model, not a curated record